Messenger RNA from Paramecium pentaurelia, 3255 nucleotides. NCBI's taxonomy places the organism in Eukaryota, Ciliophora, Oligohymenophorea, Peniculida, Parameciidae. The record is from the annotation of a GenBank genome assembly.
AUGCAAUUACAAACUCAAAUUGAUACUUAAUAGUCACAUAAAGUAUAGUAAUUCAUGAUUACUGAUGAACAGAUAGGUGAAAUUCAUCAUUUUGUAAAUAAUUCUCUAUCUGAUGCUUAUUAUUCAAUUUCAUAAUAGAAUGGUUAAAAAUAAUUAGAGCCAAUUUAGUUAUCAAAUGAAGAAAUGAGAAGUUAGAGAAUAAGUAUUGAUAGUCCAGAUGCACGAUUAAUUUUAUAAGCAUCUGCUAGAUAAUAAAAGGAUGAAUCAUAGCAUUAAUUAACAUUAUUUUAAUCUUGGAAUAUAAUAAAGUUUAUUAGAAGAAUAAGUGAACGAAAAAGAAUAAACACAAAAUUUAGUCAAUAUUAAUAUGAUUUAAUAAAUGAUAAAGGCUCUUCCUUUGAUUUAAAGUUAUUUAAGGAAAGCAGUUUACAUUUUAAACCAAUUCAUAGAGGUUUAAGAAGAUAAAAUUAGUCUGAGAAUCUAUCUAAACCUUCAUUAACAUAAUAAAUGAAAAGUUAUUUAAUUAGAUAAAAAUAAAACAUUCAGGAUAUUUUUAAAAGGGUUGAACAAUAUUUAUAAAAAAUUCCUUUAAUAUCUCCUGAAUCAAGAUGGAAAUUAAUUUGGGAUUGUUUUGUAGCAUUUUCAAGAUUAUAUUUUAUGUAUUUAAUUCCAAUAGAUUUGGGAUGGACAGAAAUUCCAGUAAUUUAUGGUAAGUUAUAUCCAGUUUCAAUUUUAGCACUCAUAAUUUUAUUAUUAGAUUAUCUUAUAAGUUUUAACAAUUCAUUUUAUUAAUUUGGUUAAAUAGCUAAUUAGAGAGCAAUAAUAGCUAAACAUGUAAUAACAAAAAGUUAUGGUUUAGAAUCUAUAUCUCUUUUAAUUCUGACUAUCUACCUAUUUAAUUCAGAUUCAAAUACUAUAAAUGUAUUAGAUAAUUGGGCUGAUGUUUUUAUAGCAUUAUUUUAUGUUUAAAGUAGAAAUAUUCCUAAAUUAAUUGCCUAAAUAGAAGAAGUAUUGAAUUUAUCUAAGCCAGUUUCAUCUAUGUUAGAGUUAUUAAAAUUGAUAUUAGUAUUGUUUUUCGUUUUGCAUUGUUACUCUUGCUUGUGGUUUUUUGUAAGUAAUAAGGAUAACUAUAUAAUUUAGGUUGGAGAAUAUAGUCACAACCAUUCAGUCUAAGGAAGUUGGUUAGAACUAUACCAUAUAGAACAUGAAACUUUUGCUGUGUAGUAUUUAUUUUCAUUCUAUUAUUCUACAGUGACAAUGUUCACAAUAGGAUAUGGAGAUAUUACACCAGUAAGUUAUAUAGAGAGAAUUAUAUCUAUAUUCUAUAUGAUGUUUUGUAGCAUUCAAUUGAGUUAUAGUGUAAGUACAGUAGGCACCAUCUUAGAUCAAAUAUCAGCUUAUGAAUAAGAGAAAAUGAAAAAGGUUCAUACAAUAAAUACUUAUAUGCAAAAUAAAAAGAUUGGAUAUGAAUUACAAUAUUAAAUUAGAGAAUAUUUAAAUUAUUAUUGGUAAUCACAAAGUUAAGUAGAAUCUUAAGAUGAAUAAAAUAUUAUUAAUUAAUUAUCUUAAAAUCUUAGAGAAUAAUUAAUGUUACAAGCUAAUUCUAUUAUUUUAAAUGAAUGUCCUUUAUUUUAAAAUCAUUUUAGUGAUUAAUUAAAGAAUAAAUUAGUGAGAUAAAUUAAAUAAACAGUUAUUUAACCUGAAAAUAUAGUUGAAUUUGAUUAAAUAUUUCCAAAUCUUCCUAGUGGUUAAAUCUUUAUGUGUUUUAUAGAACAUGGAGAAGUUUAGAUUUUAAUUUAAAAUGAUUAAAAAGAUUCAAUUUAUUCACAUUAAUAAGUUUCUGUAAUAAGUAAAGUAGGUAAAGGUAGUAGUUUGGGAAUUUAUAGUUUUAUUAGUGGUUAAAAAUCAAUAGAGAAAUUUAGAAGUAUAGGUUUUACUAAAUUGUUAUUAUUAUCUCGAGAUGAUUUUUUAAGAAUAUUACCUGAUUAUCCAGAAGAUUAUGAAAGAUUUAGAAAUAUUCAUGAUGGACUUCUAUUUAAUUAAGAUUAUAUUAAACAAAUGAAAUGUUUUUCAUGUUAAUCUUCAACUCAUAGAGUUAUGAAUUGUCCACUUUUACAUUAUGUAAGUGAUAGAGAAUUCAUAAUUAAAAAACAUUUAUUUACUAAAAAUCAUGAUAGAUAACAUUUUAAAAGGAAUGUAAAAAGAUUCAUUAAUCAAUUCCAUGCAUUGAUUGAUUAAGAAGAAAUCUCAGAUAUUGCUCAAUCUUAUAGCAGUUGUAAUUCUAAAUGGACUGAAUUUUAUGAUGAACCUCCUGAAGAAGAGGAAGAACCUAAAAGUUCAUAAAUUAAUAAAAUUGCUGUUAUAGGUACAUAAUCAGAUUUAACUUAAUCUCCAAUUUAAUAUCAUAGACCAACAGCAAGAUUUAAUAAUCAAGAUAUCAGAACAAGUAAAAUUGAUGAAAUAGAAGCUGAAGACAACAAAUUAAAAAUUAUACCUAUAGCAAGAGGAAUAAAAAGAAGAAAAUCAAAUAUACUAUAAGUAAAAUAACCUGAAGCUAAAUCAAGUACUUAAAAUACUAAUUCAAGACGUUUGAGACCAUCUUGUACUAUUGAAUUUAGUAGAUUUAGAUAAAUUUAAGUGUUGUAAAAAUUUAGAAAAAUUGUAUAAUUGGUUAUUAAACUUAAUGCUAUGAAGAAAAAGAAAUCUGGUAAAAAAUCUUUGUUGAAUAAAUUCCUAAAUAUUCAAUAAUAAACUUAAUACUUAAGAUUAAUAUUAGAAAAAGUAAUGAUUAGAAUCAAUUAAAUUGAUUAAGGAAAAAAGGAAAUUUUGAAAGAUGUUGAUGUUUAGAAUGCAUUCUUGUUAUCUAUUAAAAUUAAAAUGUUAAUAUCUUUGUAAGAGGAAUAUUUUAUUAAUAAAUCAUUAUUUUAAUAGAUGGAUACAUGUAAAGAAUUUCAAUAUUACCAGCCUUAGAAUAACUUUUCUGAAAUUCUUGAAAAAGAAGAAUUUUAUUAUCAACAAGGAAAACUCUAACCUAAUUUAGUAGAGCUUAGGAAAUAAUUGGUUAAAUAUUUAAUGUAUCCCUAAAUGUAUUUAGAAAAAUAUAAAUAUGUUAAAUUAUAAUUAGUGAAUUUAUUUACAUAAAGACGAUUUAAGGAUGAUAAUAAUAGAUCUUAAAUUUUGACUAUGAGUAAAAGAAAUAAAUACAGAGGUAAAACUUUUAGAAUACCAAAAGUAAACUAAAUUCUUCCUAAAUGA